AUCCAUUUAAAUUCUUUCGAAGGGCCGGCUUCAUCGGAAACCUAGAACCUGAGGUAGCUAGGGUUUCACUAAAACCUCGUUUCCCAAUCCAACCUUGCCUGCCGCAGUGCUUCUUGCAGUCGUUUCGUUUAAAACUGCACUGCCUGCGUAUAUUCCACAUUCGCCCCUGUUCCCUGGCUGCCUGCACAAGUCAAUUUCCUACGUUCUGCCUACCGGAGUUGCAAGAUGUAUACUGCAUUGCAGAAAAUUCACAAGGACAAGAAUGUUGAACCCACAGAAUUUGAAGAAAAUGUUGCGCAGGCAUUGUUUGAUUUGGAAAAUACGAACCAAGAGAUUAAGAGCGACUUGAAAGAUCUCUACAUUAACUCAGCUAUGCAGAUAGAUGUAUCUGGUGGCAAAAAAGCUGUUGUCAUCCAUGUUCCUUAUCGAUUGAGAAAAUCUUUCCGCAAGAUUCACCCUAGACUUGUGAGAGAACUUGAAAAGAAAUUCAGUGGAAAGGAAGUUGUCCUCAUUGCUACUCGAAGAAUAUUGCGCCCACCAAAGAAGGGUUCUUCUGUACAGAGGCCCCGAACUCGCACACUAACUGCUGUGCAUGAAGCAAUGCUUGAGGAUAUUGUUUAUCCUGCUGAGAUUGUGGGCAAACGCAUCAGAUAUAGACUUGAUGGGUCCAAGAUUAUGAAGGUUUUUCUGGAUCCAAAGUCGGAGAAUGACACUGAGAAUAAAUUGGAGACAUUUGCUGGUGUCUAUAGGAAGCUCUCAGGGAAAGAUAUUGUCUUCGAAUAUCCCCAUACAGAAGCUUAAUUGUGCUUCUGUCUCUACAACUGCAUCUUACAUUACCUAUGAUUGUUUUUUUGCAAUUUUUUUUCUUUAUUGUUUUAUCUUUUAUUCGUCUCAAUGUCCUAAAUUUUGACCAUGAACAAGUAUUGACUGAUUCACUGGCUUGCUUUAUUGGA
Messenger RNA from Andrographis paniculata, 953 nucleotides. RefSeq names its product 40S ribosomal protein S7-like. Gene Ontology annotation, molecular function: structural constituent of ribosome. The transcript is spliced from 6 exons. Bases 226 to 801 code for a protein of 191 amino acids. Lineage: Eukaryota; Viridiplantae; Streptophyta; Magnoliopsida; Lamiales; Acanthaceae. Gene Ontology annotation, biological process: rRNA processing; ribosomal small subunit biogenesis; translation. The record is from RefSeq and is a predicted model, not a curated record. Gene Ontology annotation, cellular component: cytosolic small ribosomal subunit; 90S preribosome; small-subunit processome.